CCACAGAAGGGGCACGCUUCAAGUCGACAGAACGAAGAGAGGGUGCUGAUCAGUGAGGUGCUUGUUAGAAACAAGGAUGGAGAGGAGCUCGAGAGAAAGGUUGAGAUGGAGGCACUUCAGGCCCUCAAAGCUUGCCGACCCAACUCUGCUCUUACUGUGCGCGAGGUCCAAGAGGAUGUGCAUCGCAUCAUUAAUAGUGGGUAUUUCUGCUCGUGCAUGCCAGUUGCGGUUGAUACCCGUGAUGGCAUCAGAUUGGUAUUUCAGGUAGAAGCAAAUCAAGAGUUCCAAGGUUUGGUAUGUGAAGGAGCUAAUGUUCUUCCAGCAAAGUUUCUAGAGGAUUCAUUUCGGGAUGGAUAUGGGAAAGUUAUCAAUCUAAGGCGACUGGAUGGCAUAUCAUCCAUCAAUGGCUGGUAUAUGGAGCGUGGUCUUUUUGCUAUGGUUUCAGCUGUUGAGACUCUCUCAGGGGGUAUUCUGAGAUUGCAAGUUUCAGAAGCUGAGGUCAAUAACAUCUCUAUACGGUUUCUAGAUAGGAAGACAGGUGAGCCUACUUUAGGGAAGACAAAGCCAGAAACAAUACUCAGGCAAAUUACAACCAAGAAGGGGCAGGUCUACAGUAUGAUUCAGGGAAAAAGAGAUGUAGACACUGUGUUAACUAUGGGAAUCAUGGAAGAUGUUAGCAUUAUUCCUCAGCCAGCAGAUACAGGGAAGGUUGAUUUGGUGAUGAAUGUGGUGGAGCGUCCUAGUGGAGGAUCAGCAGGUGGUGGAAUAUCGAGUGGGAUUACCAGUGGUCCUCUGUCUGGACUUAUUGGAAGCUUUGCCUAUUCUCAUAGGAAUGUUUUUGGACGCAACCAGAAACUCAAUAUAUCCUUGGAGAGGGGUCAGAUUGACUCAAUAUUUCGGAUAAACUUCACAGACCCUUGGAUUCAAGGAGAUGACAAACGAACAUCUAGGACAAUAAUGAUUCAGAACUCAAGAACCCCUGGAACAGUUGUUCAUGGUAACCAGCCUGAUAAUAGUAGCCUGACCAUUGGUCGUGUCACAGCUGGUAUAGAGUUCAGUCGACCUGUCAGGCCAAAGUGGAGUGGAACUGCAGGGCUUAUUUUUCAGCAUGCCGGGGUUCGUGACGACAAAGGGACUCCUAUCAUCAAGGAUGGUUACAGUAGUCCUCUCACUGCAGGUGGAAAUACCCAUGAUGACAUGUUGCUUGCUAAAUUUGAGACUGUUUACACUGGUUCUGGCGAUCAUGGGUCUUCUAUGCUUGUCUUCAAUAUGGAACAGGGACUUCCUCUUUUGCCUGAGUGGUUGUCCUUCAAUAGGACGAAUGUGCGUGCUAGGACGAGCAUUGAGAUAGGUCCUACUCGCUUUCUUUUAAGCCUCUCUGGUGGUCAUGUGGUGGGAAAUUUCUCUCCCUUUGAAGCAUUCCCUAUUGGCGGAACAAAUAGUGUGAGAGGCUACGAAGAAGGUGCUGUGGGCUCUGGUCGAUCAUAUAUUGUUGGCUCUGGAGAAGUUUCUUUCCCGAUGUUGAGGCCAGUAGAAGGAGUUUUAUUUUCCGACUAUGGAACAGAUCUUGGAUCAGGCUCAACUGUUCCUGGUGACCCUGCUGGAGCAAGGCUGAAACCUGGGAGCGGAUGCGGAUAUGGGUUUGGGAUCCGUGUGGAUUCUCCAUUGGGUCCUUUGCGUCUUGAGUAUGCCUUUAAUGGUAAUCGUGAAAGGAGAUUUCACUUCGGAGUCGGUCAUAGAAACUAAACGUUUAGCCUGCCGCCCGGAGCCCACUUUGUUCUUCCCCGUGUCCUCACGAAAGCUUGCUUUGUCAUCCUUGUGAAAUAGCGUAUGGCCUUUUUGUUUUCCCAAUAUUAAUUAGCUGUCCUGAUGGCUUCUUUUAACGGUUAGAUUGCUAAUGCCUCGCAUGAAAUGGCUUGCUUCCAUUUUGAUUCCAAGGAGGGAGGUUGGUUCACUGUUGGGGACACAGCGCCUUGGUGAGCAUGCCAAGGCUGGGGCAUGUCUCUUCCCAGUUUAGAAUAGGGACUCUUUGACUUCUUCCCCUCGUCCUCUGCUGUACAUAUGCUGUUGGAAUUUUGGAGACAAUAUCGUAUAUUCAAUAUUCUUGUAAUCCAUAUUUUCAACAUUCACAUGUCAUUGGUGGUUUUGAACUGCUGUGCCAUUGACAAAGAUCUCGUGUGUCAAGUUCUGACUUGCACGUAUUCUCCCA
Messenger RNA from Neltuma alba, 2209 nucleotides. Its product is annotated as outer envelope protein 80, chloroplastic-like. Lineage: Eukaryota; Viridiplantae; Streptophyta; Magnoliopsida; Fabales; Fabaceae. The record is from RefSeq and is a predicted model, not a curated record. Gene Ontology annotation, cellular component: outer membrane. Gene Ontology annotation, biological process: embryo development ending in seed dormancy; chloroplast organization.